AUGAAGCGCAAGGAACCGUUGUCCGAGGGCCAGGCCAGCGCGGCAAAACGCCCACGAGCGCGUGUAGAAGUUCCCGACUAUCACGCGACCGCAUCGCACACAGAUGAAGUGACAGGACUGCCAAUAUGGCCAGCUCCAGAAGCCCAGAUGAAGCAAGCUAGGGACAUCAUCCUUGAUUGUGCCCGUUCGCAGAAACGGACCAUGAUCGUGCCAGACAAGGAUGCAGAUGGACUCUCGUCUGGUGUCAUCCUAAGGCGUACAUUGGUGCUUCUGGGGCUCAAACCCGAUCUGAUUCAUGUGCAUCUGCUGAGUAAAGGUCGAACGGUUCACCAUGAGGACGAAAGGAAGGCUAUGGCUGCCGUGUCCCCCGAGUACAUAUUUGUUCUUGACCAGGGCUCGCGCAAAUCUGGGCCUCUAAUAGAUGCUCCCCACACCGGUUUGGUCAUCGAUCACCAUAAUGCUACGCCUGAAGACUUCCCGGAAGGAUCUUUUUUUUGUACGGCAAACAAAUCUCCACCAGUGGUAACGUCUGCUCUUCUGACCUUUCUGCUCUGCGAACCGCUUCACGAUGGUGUCAGGGACGAGACCGACUGGCUAUGCGUUGUUGGAACGCAUGGCGAUCUGGGGAACACCUUGAAGUGGGAGAGACCAUUCCCUGAUAUGACACCUACACUCAAAAAGUACACAAAGAAGGCACUCAACGAUGUGGUAUCGUAUGUGAAUGCACCUCGACGGACAGCAACAUACGAUGUCAGCUCUGCUUUCGACGCACUUCUGACGGCUGUGCAUCCUAAAGACGUCCUGAAGCAUUCGAGAUUACUCGCAGCUCGUCAAGAGGUCAAUGCCGAAGUCGAGCGAUGCACACAUACAGCGCCCAAGUUCAGCCAGGAUGGCAAGGUUGCUGUGUUCCGGAUCAAGUCUGAGGCGCAGGUGCAUCCAGUCAUCGCAACGAGAUGGGCUGGUCAUCUCCAGAGUAAGGCUCUCGAGAUCGUGAUGGUGGCUAAUGAGGGGUACUUGCCGAACAAGGUCAACUUCAGCUGCCGAGUACCCAGAUGUGCCAAAAGCCGAGAUCCACCAGUCGACAUUAUCCAAAGCUUGAAAGACUAUGCCAGCUUGAAGUUGGUGAAGAAUGAGGACGACGCUGAUGCCAACCUACCCAAUGGGUCUGAGAUUCCGCUUCUGGAACGAUUAGGAGACGAUUUCGCUCGAGGACACGUGCAGGCUAGUGGAGGCAUAGUCGAUGUGGAGCAAUUUGAAGAACUCAUGCGUCUGAUGCGCGUUGGAGAGAAGAAGGACAAGACAAAAGGAGCAGGUCCACAGAAGGGGAAAAAGGCAAUUGACGCAGGACAGAGCAACAAACUAACGAGUUAUUUCGGGAAGAAAUAA
Messenger RNA from Aureobasidium namibiae CBS 147.97, 1386 nucleotides. RefSeq names its product DHH phosphoesterase. The transcript is spliced from 2 exons. Bases 1 to 1386 code for a protein of 461 amino acids. Lineage: Eukaryota; Fungi; Ascomycota; Dothideomycetes; Dothideales; Saccotheciaceae. The record is from RefSeq and is a predicted model, not a curated record.